Molecule: messenger RNA, 942 nt
Organism: Camelus dromedarius (Arabian camel)
Lineage: Eukaryota; Metazoa; Chordata; Mammalia; Artiodactyla; Camelidae
Gene: LSM2
Product: LSM2 homolog, U6 small nuclear RNA and mRNA degradation associated
Exons: 5
Coding region: 15-578 (187 amino acids)
Biological process (GO): mRNA splicing, via spliceosome
Cellular component (GO): precatalytic spliceosome; U6 snRNP; catalytic step 2 spliceosome
Molecular function (GO): RNA binding
Source: RefSeq, a predicted model, not a curated record
CCGGCGCCUGCGCGAUGGGAGCCCGCCGCUCCGGGAGGAAGUCGGAAGGCAGGAAGCCCCGCCCCUUUCCCGGCUUUAGCGUCCCUUCUGUUCUACACCACCGGCUCUCCGCGAGUCCGCCGCGCGCUCUCCUCCAUCCCUCGGAGCUCUCCGCGGCGCGUCCCGCUGCGCUUGCGCGACCCCGCCCCGUCCCACGCGCGGGCUCGCGUUCGGGUUCCCGCCCGGCCUCCGGCCCGCGGCACCCAGCCCUCGCCUUCCCGGUCCCGCAGGCAGCCCGCGGCGCAAGCACCAUGCUCUUCUAUUCCUUUUUCAAGUCCCUUGUGGGCAAGGACGUGGUCGUGGAACUCAAGAAUGACCUGAGCAUCUGUGGAACCCUCCAUUCUGUGGAUCAGUAUCUCAACAUCAAACUGACUGACAUCAGUGUCACUGACCCUGAGAAAUACCCUCACAUGUUAUCAGUGAAGAACUGCUUCAUCAGGGGCUCAGUGGUUCGCUAUGUGCAGUUACCAGCAGAUGAGGUGGACACACAGUUGCUACAGGAUGCAGCAAGGAAGGAGGCCCUGCAGCAGAAACAGUGAUGGUUCCUUCUCCCUCCCUCUUCUUCCAUUGAUGACCCUUAACCUCACGUCCCAGCUCAGGAUACCUCCCUCGCCUUACUUGAGGUGUUGGUUUUGUUUUUGUUUUUCAUAGUGAAGGCUUUUUUUUUUUAAAGGAUAAGUGGAUGAGAGGAAUAAUAGUGGGGAGCUGCUGUCCUCUGUUAAGAAGGGGAGGAAGAGUAGGCUGGGGAACUUCGAAGCUUUUCCGGUCCCCAUCUCUUGCCUUUCUCGCUUCUCCCCUGGUGAUGGUGGGAGAAUCUCCCAGAUCUCUCCAGGGUAGCACGUGAUUCAUUUUGGGGAUGGAAGGAAUCUGUCCCGCAUCGGGAAUAAAAUUUAUGAUGCAAAA